Molecule: messenger RNA, 651 nt
Organism: Recurvomyces mirabilis
Lineage: Eukaryota; Fungi; Ascomycota; Dothideomycetes; Mycosphaerellales; Teratosphaeriaceae
Exons: 2
Coding region: 1-651 (216 amino acids)
Source: RefSeq, a predicted model, not a curated record
AUGCCUUCUCGGCCUCCGCGCAGGACGCGGCCCGCAAUGUAUAAUACGCCGCAGAUCCGCAACGGUGGGUUCGGAGCUCUACAGGUGGAGGCUGUAACAAAUCGGCCGUUGUCUAUCGCACGUCGGCAUCUAGCCGCCAGCCAGUUGCGCAUCCGUGACAUCGAACCAGACGAACUGACCUCUGGCGAAUGGGUGCGAUUUCUGGUUAUGCAAGAACACGAGCGAGAAAGAUGGAUGACCCAAUUCUGCCGACGGAGAAGGAACAGUGACGAAAGCACCUCUUCAGCAGAGAACGAUGGAGAGCUGGCGUACGAUAAGGCGGAGGAAGUAAGAUUGGAGGCCGUGCAAGCGGCGCGGGAAGAGCAACGAGCAGCAGCAGGUCAAAGCUCAUCGAGUUUUGUUGGUGGAGCGCCGAGUGGCGUGACACCGCCAGUGAGCAUUUGGGCAAGGCAUUUCGACAAUGCGGAGGAUCAGGAGCGGAGGCCGGCGAGUCCACCAUACCAAGGAAGGCAAAUUAUGCAUGUUCGACGAGGAGUCGGAGAGGUGUUGGUGGAGGCGCCGCCGACAUACGAGAAUGCUGUUAGAUCCGAAGCACCACCACCAGCAUAUGAAAGGCUGGAUAGUCGACCAGGUUCGCCAAUGUCUGGUUAG